This is a messenger RNA of Cooperia oncophora, 372 nucleotides long. The record is from the annotation of a GenBank genome assembly. NCBI's taxonomy places the organism in Eukaryota, Metazoa, Nematoda, Chromadorea, Rhabditida, Trichostrongylidae.
UUGCAGGACGAUCCACUGUUCCGAAAAUCGGAAGAAUUCGCCACCACAGAAACAAAGGUUCAUCGAGUACCCAUCAAACUGGUGCAGGCCAACUCUACUCAAGACUUGACGGCAGCGGCAAACCGACUGCGAAGAGAUUUCGGCGCUCUAAGCGAACAAGAAGAAACGGUAGAAGCAGAAGAUCAGCUCAUGGACAGUCCGACUAGCCCUGAUGCGAAACAUGCCCGAACCAUGUCGUUCCCACUGACGAUCAACGUCGACACGCAAAGCGUUACGUCGGAUUUGCCCAGUUCGCUGUCAUCCUCCGUGAAUAGUUUCGUCUACCAAGGAGUCAAUCAAGAAGCCCUACAGAAGCAGCUCGAAGACCUCACG